Molecule: messenger RNA, 3843 nt
Organism: Chlamydomonas reinhardtii
Lineage: Eukaryota; Viridiplantae; Chlorophyta; Chlorophyceae; Chlamydomonadales; Chlamydomonadaceae
Exons: 1
Coding region: 566-844 (92 amino acids)
Source: RefSeq, a predicted model, not a curated record
GAAAGAGCCGGGCGGCGUCGGGCGGCGUAGCCACGUGGCUGCGGCCCACGCCACGGCGAGGAGGGGGGCAGCUCUAAAGCGAGCUUGGCGGAUUGGGAGGAGAGCGCGGCGACAUUUGCAGGACGAGUCAGUGAGCACUGAUCUAUGUUGGUUGCUUUGUUGGUUUGGAGAAUCCCUGCUAGUACGCAUGAUCCCGGUUCCUCUUCACGUAUUUCCGGCACGCUCCGGAAGCGGCCCGUGGCCGUGCCUGCUGUCGCCUGCGGUAGGGUGGGCGUUUUUGCUGACAGCUGUUGGGACGCUAGCAUCUACGCCACUGGCACAGUACACUGUCCCUCUCGGCAGGGGCCAUUCAGGCAUACGUGCUGUUUUGGUCUGGCCAGUGUAGUGUGGAUGACACAUCUCGUGCUCACUAAUACUACGUGGCUGUUCGCAUCCAGUCAACAGCAGCCGCAUGUUGCUUUCGAAGCGCGCGGCUGGCUUUGUCAGUCAGACGCCCCCACUGCUCAUGUGCCGGGGGCGUCACAGGCGCUCCGGGCGAGGGUGUGCCUCGCCCGGUUGCUUUCUUAUGGGCGGGCGUGGCUUUUAUUCGGGGGCCAACACCAGUGCAUUUUGCGGCCUGCAUUAUUUCGGGCCUCCAGCGCUGGGGAUUCCCGGCCCCGCAAGGCCACUCCGCUGCUUUUAUAAGAUCCUCUCAUGUGAACCCAAGAGCACGCGUGAAGCGAAGACGCACCGCGUGUAUCCGACCAACAAUGCUGAUGUGGCAUGGUCAUGGGAUCAAGCGUUGUGUAUGUGUUUGUGGUGUUUGCUGCGGCUACUUGGUUAUGGUAAAAAGAAGGCGGGUUGAGGCGGGAAGGUAAACCUUGUUGAGUGCUUCCUGAUUGUUUGUCGGUUGAUGCAGUCGUUAGUCUGUAUGAAGGACCGAAAAGAUCACCGAUGGUGAUGGUUGGUGAGAGGAAAGAGACGUUUGCACUUGCACGUCACUGAGAAUCCGGGCAAAGCACCGGCCGGGUAUUGACAUUUGCGGGUUCGUUUAUGCAGCUGGACAAGGUCGGGAGCAUUUGCAAUGGAUUGCAGUGUGUGUGUGCGCGCAUGGAGUUGGCGCGAAUGCUGAAGUGCACGAGUGUGUGGCAAAUGCGCACUGAAUAUCUUAUGUCGCUCAGAAAGGAGAAGAUUUGCAGUGGCGAAGAAAGGCUUGGACUGACCGCGAACCGCGGGCGUCCUGUUGACUUCGAAGAGGAUACGAGAGCGGAUGAGGAGGAUAAUGCCUCCCAUAGACGUCAAGAAGAGGGGGGGGUAAACUAAAGGCGGCUGUCUCAAGUUAAAGCGCUGUGUGGAAACGGGCCCGUGCACGCACAAAUACAAUAAAUUUUUUUUGCCGAAGGUGUGGCUGGCAUACGGUUUGAUUCGAGGUCGCGCUAGUUGCAACAUUGAUCACUUCAUCAGUGCGACGAGAGCAGCAGGGCCUCCGCAGCAGCGGGAUGCGGUGCGCACGGAAGGUUCCGGAGUCGCCGGAUUAAGGAUACCGUAUGAUUUGGAUGUCACAUGUGCGCAAGCGUUUCAUUAUCUGAUGGUGUGGAGGGCUAAGGGGUUCACUAGGAUCCAAUCUUGCCCGUCUAUCACCUGUGCGGAGCUCCUGCUGUUGCUCAGUGAGUGCCGGUGCUGGCGACAAUCAAAAAUCAAGGUUUGGCACAUAAAAAAGGACGCUAGGGCCCUGCAUUACACCAGAGGGAGAGCAGCGUUGGGCAUGAAUUUGAGGCCCUUGGUAACAACGGGGCGAGAGGUGAGGAAAGGUGGUGGUUAGAGAGAAUGUUGAGGUAUCGAUACAAUAUUAGGCAAAGCGCGAAAGCCGUGUGUUCUAAGCUAGCGCCAACGCGGUGCACCUUUGCAAGGGGUGCUUGUUGCUGCGCACCAAAGGCAGGCAGGGCCCGCAGCAGCGCGUGACUGAGGCUAGCCGCUCUGUACAGAGCGAAAGCAUAUACCGUAUGGGGAUUUAAUACUUGCACGAUAAGAUUUGCGCGUUGAGCAGCGGAUGCCGCGCGUGAGCGUGAGGGGACCGGGUACUGGCGAGGGAGAGCGGCAGGAUCCGAGAGGCCGGGACAUAUGACUGAGAGCGCGGAGCAUGACGGUGCGGUUGUGCAAACCAAGUGCUGAAAGCGGCGAGGGCGAAACAACGUCAUACUGUGUUCGUGAAGUCAUAAAGAGCUUUGUGUGAGUAAGACUCUGUUGGCGACGGGAGAAAGUGCGGACUCGGGUGGAAAAGGUAUGGUCACAGACUCAAGGUCGGGUUUACCGCACUUGCAGUAUAUGCUUGAGGUUGUGCCGGGGCGUGCUGCUCGGUGGUGCAGCGCAUGCCAUGUGAGCAGAUGCUGUAUGGGCGGAGGCGGAACAAGGUCAAUUUGCGCAUGUGUUUUCUCGGUGCGUCUGAUACCCGUGCAUGCGCGUGGAUUUUGUGGACCUCAGUCUGGAUGCGUGGGUGUGAACAUGUUCAAAUAAUAAAUACGGUAUCGCUUUGCGAUGCCGUGAAUGCGUGUGCGCGUGUGGCUGCGGCCGUUCCCCGGUGGUCGCCAUCUCGUCAUAAACGGCACAUGCUUUCUCGUGCCCCGCAUGUUUUCGUGUGUGUCUAAUUGGGUGCGGCACCUGGUCGGUUUGCUGUAGCUCCAUUAUUUCUUUUGACGAGAGUGGGAGGGCGCUGCCGGUGGCAAAACAAUCCAAAUAAAGAGUAGGUGGUCGACAGUCUAUUUGGGACUGUAGGCUGUGACGGUGAGCCCAGGCGCAAGGGAUUGAUUCUCGUACGUACAUGGUGUGUGCAAGAGGAGAUGUCGUCACAGACUGCGGAGAACCGCUCAUCGGCACGGACUCCAGGAGUGGGAAGUCAGAGGGAAUUGUGGAUGAGGGGCGGCUGUGCGCAUAUGUGUGCGUGCGUGUGUGGUUGCGUAGGAAUGUCGUCGUGUGCAGCGGUAGCGAGGUGUUGCGCGUAGGUAAGACUGACUCGCCGAGAAGACGCAGGCAAGUGACGGGCAUUGGCAUUUGCGGAGUGGGACUGGCAACUGGGCCGUGUGGGGCAGCUCCACGGCAUACGAGUUUUGGCAUCACAACGGUUUUCCCGGGACAGAAUUGCGGCAGAGGCCUUGGGUGCCGAGUUGGAACGCGGCAAUUUUGACGGGGAUACGGAGACGGUACGCACAUUCACACGCAUCGCGUCUCACGCGUGGAGCGCGGCAUUUGACAUAGUUUGGUUCAGGCGGAUGUGGAAUGAACGCCGGGCCGCUACCUGGGCCUGGAGCAUGUUACUUAUCCCAGGCCUAGGAAUGCGAAGUUUGCAGGUGUGCUUGGUGUACUAUCUGCGUCAGAGAGCAAGGAGCCGGCCAUCUUUCCACAGGUUGGGUGCUUGCGCAUCGGUCACACGGUGCGCCACUGACUAGCGGCAAUCAGGAGUGCACCACCAGUGGGUUUGCGGCUUUCACAUAAGUAUGCAUGCGACGCGGCGAUGUGGCGGCGCACGGUGGACACGCAUGCAAACUACCUGUAAUUUUGUUGUUGUUGUUGUUGUGUUUGUUGGGAAUUUCGGCAUACCUUUUGGUUGCAGUUUUUACCAUCACGCACCGCGGUUUUCGGGGCCCAGUGUUGAGAUGUGCUCCCGCGUCUGAAAAAAGUAUUGGAUGCAAGUGGACUGACCGGCAUGUGGUGAUGUUAAAGCAGGCGAAGCCUGCCACGCUAAUUAAUCAUCGGUGGCGUCAAAAAAAAACCGUGCGACAGGUGUCGCCACGCGUUAUGUGGGCAUAAAACAACACAUGAUUACUCGAGAGCUCGAGAACAACACAAGCAUUGUAAGGAACUGUGUCG